Molecule: messenger RNA, 702 nt
Organism: Seminavis robusta
Lineage: Eukaryota; Bacillariophyta; Bacillariophyceae; Naviculales; Naviculaceae
Source: the annotation of a GenBank genome assembly
AUGAGCAACAGUAAGAGCGAGAGCUUUUUGUUUUUCGCUGCUGGUGUUUUGGUGACACUGGUAGCAUCCAAGUUGGUGGAGAGGAAAAGGGAGGAGAAAAAGCAUGCCGGCGCCAGUGUGGAAGGAGAAGACUUGUCUCUGUUUUAUGGGGAUAUUCAAAAACUGACCAAGAUUACCGACAGUCAACGAUUUCUGCCGAGUGAAUUUUACGGUACCAUGGUGAGGACUUGCAUUGUGGUCUGCUGCGAUAUCUGCUUGGUCCGACGCAACCGUACGACCAAGAAACGGGAAUGUUUGCUGGUCAAACGAUCGUCGGAUCCAGCCAAGGGGUUGUGGUGGUGGCCCGGCGGCCGCGUGUUGAAGGGAGAAACCUUCUUUGCAGCUGCGCGACGCAAGGCGAUUCAAGAAACCGGAAUUGACGAUGUCAAAUGCAUACAAUGCCUGGGCGUUUGGAACACUGUCUUUCCCACGUCCAGUUGGGAUACCGAAACCGAAAAAGGAACGCAAACUGUCAAUUCCGUCGUUCUGGUCGAAAUCACCACGGAAUCGGGAGAUGCACCCGUCAAACUCGAUAAUCAAUCCGAACAAUACAAGUGGAUCUCGCUCGAUCCCGAUCAAGCCAUUCAAAAUGGAGAAGACAAGUAUGUUUGGAAACCUCUCCAGAGGCUCAAGGCAUCCAAUCCAACCUACUAUCAUUCUUAG